Molecule: messenger RNA, 1659 nt
Organism: Vespa velutina
Lineage: Eukaryota; Metazoa; Arthropoda; Insecta; Hymenoptera; Vespidae
Product: respirasome Complex Assembly Factor 1
Exons: 4
Coding region: 241-615 (124 amino acids)
Biological process (GO): mitochondrial respirasome assembly
Source: RefSeq, a predicted model, not a curated record
GUGUUCAGUUCCAAUGGUAUGGCGCUUGUGUAUAAGAUGAUUUUAUAAAAUUUUAUAUGAUAAUAUCUAAAGACAGAUCACAUGUGUUUAGUGUAUCGCGCGUAAAGUGGUGCGCAGAAAAAACGUACGGAAGUACCGUCAUAAAACGUGGAACAAAAGGAGCGUGUAACUAGCGCGCUGAACACACUGUUAAUGAUUCUUAAUGUAAACGUAAUUUUAUUAAGUUGAAAGAGAGCAAAGAUGUCACGUUCAAAGUCAGAAAAAAAUGGGAAUGGUAACAAAUGCGAGUUGAGUAUUUGGACACGUGCAAUUACAGCAAAUUCAGAAUGGCCAGAUAAAGAAGAAUUUCUCGAUGUUGUUUAUUGGGCUAGACAAGCAAUAGGCAUUAUUGUUGGUGUAGGAUGGGGUCUUAUACCUUUAAAAGGUUUUAUAGCUCUAUUAUUAUUUGUACUAGUCAAUGCAGGCGUUAUGUAUCUAUAUUUUAACAGUUUUCAACAAAUAGAUGAAGAAGAAUAUGGCGGUAUAUGGGAGUUAACUAAGGAAGGAUUUAUGACUUCAUUUGCUGGUUUUUUGGUGACGUGGAUUAUCAUAUAUUCAGGACUACAUUUUGACUGAUUUAGAAAUAAAAAGUGAUAACACUUGGACUGAAAAUCGAAUUAAUUUGUAAGUGUAAAAUCACUUACUACAAUUGCUAAUGGAAAGUGCUUUAUAUUCGCAUAUGCUUGACUUUAUAAGCACUGGUCUAUGUAAAAGCAAACAUUUUCUAUAUAAAACGCUGGUAUAUAUUAACGGCGUGUCUACGAAAGAAACGAAAGGUAUCAUUUUACAAAGUAUGCAAAAUAAUAUCUUCUUGCAAUUUAUUACCCGUAGAUAAUACUUGUUAUACAAGAAUGAAUUAUGUAUAUACAAGCCUUUUUAUCGUAUUAAAUAACUAUAUUGAACUAGUUUCUUCUUGAUAUACUAACUUUUGCAGUUACGUCGAUUGUUUGAUAAUAAAAACAUUUUUAUUGUUACAAAAAAGAAUAGUAAAACAAUUUUACAAGUAAAACUCAUAGGUGCAAGUACAUUUUUUGGUAUUUCAAAACAAAUACAAAAGAAAGAAAACAAAUUUAACAAACAACAUUAAUGAUCACCCAAUCAUCGAAUGUUUGCGUCCGCGAGCUCGUACUUCUUCAUAUUUAUUAACUAUCUCCUUGCAUUGAGCUUUAUUCGCAUAAUGUUUUUGGUAGCUCUCAUAAAUCAGUGGAAAAAGAGUGGAUACUUCUGAAUGAGCGCUAAGCAAAGAUCUUUCAAGAACGUAUAUAUCAACUGCUUUAUCUUCUACAGUCGAAUCAAUUUGUGCCAAUCCAAAAUCAAUCAUAACAAAAUGAUUUAAAGCUGUAAAUAUGAUACAUAUUAAUACCAAUGUCUUUUUCUUUUUUUUUUUUUUUUUCUACUUAUUUUACAUGACAACUUUCAAGACUUUACCUUCAUCCUCGGUCCAUGUUUCAUCUGAAAUAUUUUUCAAAAGAACAUUUGAAGUCGUCAAAUCUCCAUGGAUUAUAUUAUUUGAGUGCAGUUUAGCUAUAAUUAAUCCUAAUCCUUCUCCUAUAAACUUGAUUAUAUGUUCUACGUUAACUUUAUCUGAUACAUUUUCAUCAAUAUAAUUUUUUAAAACUA